Pantherophis guttatus is the source of this 2251-nucleotide messenger RNA. It is a transcript of the gene ALKBH8, whose product is annotated as alkB homolog 8, tRNA methyltransferase. Gene Ontology annotation, biological process: tRNA wobble uridine modification; tRNA methylation. Gene Ontology annotation, molecular function: tRNA (5-carboxymethyluridine(34)-5-O)-methyltransferase activity; tRNA binding; S-adenosylmethionine-dependent methyltransferase activity. Lineage: Eukaryota; Metazoa; Chordata; Lepidosauria; Squamata; Colubridae. The record is from RefSeq and is a predicted model, not a curated record. Gene Ontology annotation, cellular component: nucleus; cytoplasm.
UUGCAGUUCUGCCCUCCAACAUGGUUGCCUUCUGCUAGGAAUCCCAUUUUUUGACACUUCUGAUAAAUUCCUACUUAUUCCUUUCAGUAUGGAACUAAAUGACAUCACUCUGCAGAACAAGAAAAUAAGCAAAGCAGAAAAGAAGUUGCGGCAAAAACAGAUGAAGGCCAGAUACACCUUACUAAAGCAUGAGGGUAUUGAGUGUGUAUCAUACCCUACUAAGAGUCUGGUUAUUGCCAAUGGAGGUCUGGGUAACGGUGUUGGCAGAUGCCAGUUGCAUUCUGUGGUAGAAGAAUGUGGACAAGUAGAAAGCCUCUUAAUGCCUCCUAAUAAGCCCUAUUCAUUUGUGCAGUAUGGAAGGACAACUGACUCCAAGCAAGCCUAUGACUCCCUCAAUGGAAAGGAACUAAUAUUAGACAACUCCAGCCAAAAGGUUGUCCUGUACUUCAACUAUGUAGAAAAAGUUCCUUGGGAAGAAAUGAGCCCUUCAGUCUUGCCCCCUGGCUUGAGAGUAAUUGAAGAAUUGGUUUCACCUGAAGAAGAAAAGAUGUUGCUGGAAAACAUUAAUUGGACAGAGGAUGAGGUCAUUCCCCAUGCUCAGAAGUGUUUAAAACAUAGGAGGGUAAAACAUUUUGGAUAUGAAUUUCGAUAUGAUAACAACAAUGUUGAUCGAGACAGACCAUUACCAGGAGGUCUCCCAGAUUCUUGUACCACAAUUCUUGCAAAAUGUCUGAAAAUGGGAUACAUUAACCAGAAACCUGAUCAACUGACUGUAAAUCAGUAUGAACCUGGACAAGGAAUUCCUCCUCAUAUCGAUACUCAUUCUGCUUUCGAAGAUGAAAUAAUAUCUCUAAGUUUAGGAGCUGAGAUUGUUAUGGAUUUUAAACAUCCUGAUGGACGCACCGUUGCAGUGUUGCUGCCUCAGCGGAGUUUGCUAGUGAUGUCUGGAGAAUCCAGAUACCUCUGGACCCAUGGCAUUACACCAAGGAAAUUUGACGUUGUUCAAGCAUCAGAAGGAGAGAAUGUUGGAAGCAUCACUGCUGACAUCAGAAAGUUAACCUUAAACAAAAGGGGAAAGAGAAUAUCUUUCACUUUCCGGAAAAUAAAGAGAACUCCUUGUUGCUGCUCAUUUCCUUCCGUAUGCGACAGUCAGCAUAAAGAGAGGGCGCCCUCGUUUCACAAUAGCAACAAAGACGCCUCUGUGCUAGAACAGAAGUAUGUCCACGAAGUGUAUGAAGACAUUGCCAGACAUUUCAGCAACACCAGGCAUAGUCCGUGGCCACAAGUGGUCGAGUUCCUUAAAGGCUUGCCACGUGGGGCUGUUGUGGCUGAUGUUGGCUGUGGCAAUGGAAAGUACCUAGGCCUCCGCAAAGACUUGUAUAUGUUGGGCUGUGACCGUAGUAAGACUCUGGUAGACAUCUGUGGAGAAAAGGAAUUUCAGGCUUUUGUGUGCGAUGCACUCACUGUGCCAAUACGGAGUGGUUCUUGUGAUGCUUGCAUAUCCAUUGCGGUCAUCCAUCAUUUUUCAACAGUGGAGAGGAGGCUGGCUGUGCUCUGUGAACUAACUCGGCUGCUGAGACCUGGUGGAAAAGCACUUGUUUACGUUUGGGCCAUGGAACAGGAAUACAAGGAGCAGAAGUCAAAGUAUCUGAAAGGGGAAAAAACUAGCGAUAAAAGGCUUGGCAAAGCUGUCAGCGACACGCUAAAAAAAACAGGCAGCACUGAAUGCCAAGGUUUGGCACAGCCUAGCAAGGGCUGUAAUCAGCCUAAUGGGACGAGCAACAGUCCAAACCAGGGAGUUCCUGCCAGCCUUCCAGUUCAUACAAAUAGAACUUCCUUUGAAACUCAAGAUGUCUUGGUCCCUUGGCACAUGAAAGAUGGGAUAAAGAAAAAGACAAGACAUGCCAAGCUUUGUCAGCCUCUGGAUGGCUCUACCUAUGCUCCAGAACCCAACCCUGUUUUUCACCGCUAUUACCACGUCUUCUAUGAAGGUGAACUGGAACAGCUGUGUAAACAACUAGACUGCAUAAAACUGCAAGGAAGUUACUAUGACCAAGGAAACUGGUGUGUGGUUCUUGAAAAGCAGUGAUGCCUUCACAGUUCCACAGAGGUAGCUGUGUCUUGGAUGGGAUUUAUUGAUAAAAUUAUUUCCAUGGGUAUUUCUAAAACAUGGUUGGUUACCAUGUUUACAUUUGGCUUUUGGUGUUGUGUUUAUAUUUUUUUAAAAAUAAAUACCACUUUUACAUGCUGA